Lepidothrix coronata (blue-crowned manakin) is the source of this 1616-nucleotide messenger RNA. RefSeq names its product desumoylating isopeptidase 2-like. The record is from RefSeq and is a predicted model, not a curated record. Gene Ontology annotation, molecular function: deubiquitinase activity. Gene Ontology annotation, biological process: protein deubiquitination. The coding region runs from base 373 to 963 and encodes 196 amino acids. NCBI's taxonomy places the organism in Eukaryota, Metazoa, Chordata, Aves, Passeriformes, Pipridae. The transcript has 5 exons.
UCUGUGGAUCGGGAUUUACAAGCUUGGACGGUGCCUGGUUACAGUGGUGUAUGAGUCUACAGACCCCAAGGUGCACUACAGAGUUAGAAAGAAACCUUGGAUCUGUCACGCCGUGGAGGGCUAAAAUAAACCCUAUACAACCAGCAAACCCAACCCAACCCUUACUGCCUCCCUGCAACCAACUUUACACACACACACACAUACCAGUGAGAAUUCUCUCAUUUCCUCCUCCCUCCACACUCCUUCCUUCGGCACGACUGUAGGAUGAGGCAUUUCCCUCUAUCUGGCUCAGGGUGAAAGCAUAUCCUGGGGCAUCAACACACAUCUGGCAGGGACUGAAAGGUUUUAAUCCAGCCUCUGCUGCAGUCAACAAUGGCAAAUGAACCAGUGAUUCUGAAUGUUUAUGACAUGUACUGGAUAAAUGAAUACACCUCCACUUUGGGGAUUGGUGUCUUCCACUCUGGCAUCGAGAUCUACGGCAGAGAGUUUGCCUAUGGAGGGCAUCCCUACCCUUUCAGUGGGAUUUUCGAGAUCACACCUGGCAGUGCGGUAGAACUUGGCGAGACCUUUAAAUUCAAAGAAUCCAUUGCCUUGGGCACCACAGACUUCACAGAGGAGGAUGUGGAUAAGAUUAUGGAAGAGCUUGGCAAGGAGUACAAAGGAAAUGCAUACCACUUGAUGCACAAGAACUGUAAUCACUUUUCUGCUGCUCUGGCUGAGAUAUUAUGUGGGAGAGAGAUACCCCGCUGGGUGAACCGCCUGGCCUACUUCAGCUCAUGCAUCCCCUUCCUCCAGAGCUGCCUCCCCAAGGAAUGGCUGACCCCAGCAGCCCUGCAGAGCCACAUCAGUCUUGGCCUCCACAAGGAGGAGCAAGGGGACACAACGGAUGAGGAGUCACCCUCCACCUCUGCAGCCCCCUCAGCCUCAGGCACAUCACGAAGCUGUAGACAUACUCGUGUCUAAACUGUGCCCAACUUGCCCCCAAAUAACAUCCAUGCUCUCAUCCUAUUUAUUUCUCACACCCUUUUGCACACAUUGUUUUCUCUCUUCUUCAGUGGACAACACAGGGGAGGGAAGACUUUCUACUUCAGCCCCUUUUCCAAGGGCUGCCACUACAGUUGCUUGGCAAAAUGACUGUGAACCCCAACACAGAACUGAGGAGUGUGGCGACUAAACUGGAUGCUCCUCGCAGGGCCCCCAUGACCCUCAAUCCACAGAGAACUGCUAAAUCUCUCAGGCAUGAGAGCAUGCGUACGGGCAGAGUGCACAUACUGUGAUGUUCCUUCUCUGGAACUGUUUUAUCUUUUUAUCUCUUCUCCCCACCCAUGUAAGCCCAGCAGGCUCUUCUCCAUUUUGGCUGGGUUUCCCCUUUCCCUAUGACAAAUCUCCUGCCCAUACCCAGUGAAGGAACCAGAGCCAGAACUCAACCUUCUCAUCUCUUAGACCAGCAACAAACUCCAGUUAGCCCCACCCCUUUUGUGAUUAUCAGGUUUCUAACUCAUGUGAAGGAGAAAUGAAAGGUGCUCCUAUUCUACAACCACCAAUUUUCAGUACUCAAAUUUAAGAGCUCAAAUGACUGUCCUGUUCUUGAAAAUAAUAACAAAGAACCUAGAAAA